Gymnodraco acuticeps is the source of this 2257-nucleotide messenger RNA. Its product is annotated as E3 ubiquitin/ISG15 ligase TRIM25-like. Lineage: Eukaryota; Metazoa; Chordata; Actinopteri; Perciformes; Bathydraconidae. The record is from RefSeq and is a predicted model, not a curated record. Gene Ontology annotation, molecular function: zinc ion binding; protein binding.
UCAGAUCACAGCUCACAUAGUUUCAGCUCUCAGGAAGUGAAGCUCAGACACUCGCUGCCACUGAGAGGUGAAAUGGCGCAGAGAGGAGUUCAGCUGGACCGGGAGACCUUCUCUUGUUCCAUCUGUCUGGAUCUACUGAAGGAUCCGGUGACGACUUCCUGUGGACACAGCUACUGCAUGAAGUGUAUUAAAUCCCACUGGGAUAAAGAGGAUGAGAAGAAGAUCCACAGCUGCCCUCAGUGCAGGCAGAGCUUCACACCGAGGCCUGUCCUGCUGAAGAACACCAUGCUAGCAGCUUUAGUGGAGGAGCUGAAGAAGACUGGACUCCAAGCUGCUCCUGCUGAUCUCUGCUAUGCUGGAGCUGAAGACGUGGGAUGUGAUUUCUGUACUGGGAGAAAACGGAAAGCCUUGGAGUCCUGUCUGCAGUGUGUGGCCUCAUACUGUGAGAGUCACCUCCAGCCUCACUAUGAAUCACCUGCCUUUAAGAAACACAAGCUGAUGGAGCCCUCCAAGAAGCUCCUGGAGAGCAUGUGCUCUCGUCAUGAGGAGGUGAAGAAGAUGUUCUGCCGCACUGAUCAGCAGUGUAUCUGUUAUCUCUGCUCUGUGGACGAACAUAAAGGCCACGACACAGUUUUGGCUGCAGCGGAAAGGACUGAGAGGCAGAGAGAGCUGGAGGGGAGUCGACAAAACAUCCAGCAGAGAAUCCAGGACAGAGAGAAGGAGGUGAAGCUGCUUCAGCAGGAGGUGCAGGCCGUCAAUGGCUCUGCUGAUAAAGCAGUGGAGGACAGUGAGAAGACGUUCACUGAGCUGAUCCGUCUCAUGGAGAAAAGAAGCUCUGAUGUGAAGCAGCAGGUCAGAUCCCAGCAGGAAACUGAAGUGAGUCGAGUCAGAGAGCUUCAGGAGAAGCUGGAGCAGGAGAUCAGGGAGCUGAAGAGGAGAGACGCUGAAGCGCUGUCUCACACAGAGGAUCACACCCAGUUUCUGCUCAACUACCCCUCUCUGUUACCUCUCAGUGAACCUACACACUCAUCCAGCAUUAACAUCCGUCCUCUGAGCUACUUUGAGGACGUGACGGCGGCCCUGUCAGCAGUCAGAGACAAACUACAGGACGUCCUGAGAGAGGAAUGGACCAACGUCUCACCGACUGAAGUGGAUGUUUUACCAUCAGCAGCAGAGCCCACCACCAGAGCUGGGUUCUUACAAAAUUCACAGGAGAUCACUCUGGAUCCAAACACAGCAUACAAGAUCAUGUUAUUAUCUGAGGGGAGCAGAACAGCAAAAUACAUGGGACAACCACAGUCUUAUUCUAGUCACCCAGACAGAUUCACUACUUAUCCUCAGGUCCUGAGUAGAGAGGGUCUGACUGGGCGUUCUUACUGGGAGGUGGAGUGGAGAGGGAGAGAAGUUCGUGCAGCAGUCGCAUUCAGGAACAUCAGAAGAACAGGGGCUGAAGGUCAAUUUGGAUUCAAUGACAAAUCCUGGGUGUUAAUUUUUAACCAAAACAGUUAUUCCUUACGUCACAACAACAUCAAAACUCCCAUCUCAGGUCCUCUGUCCUCCAGAGUAGGAGUGUACCUGGAUCACAGAGCAGGUAUUCUGUCCUUCUACAGCGUCUCUGAAACCAUGACUCUCCUCCACAGAGUCCAGACCACAUUCACUCGGCCUCUCCAUGCUGGAGUUCAGCUUCAUGGUUAUGGAGCCACAGCUGAGUUGUGUAAACUGAAAUAGCCUGAAGUCAUUUGAGGAACUCUUGUACUUCUUAAACUCAUUGCGUGUCCAUCAUUGUUGCUGAGAGCUGAUUGUUCAUGUCUUCACUGCACAGAGAUCAGCUGUCAAUCAAACAUUAUGGGAUGUGCUUUAACGUCUUCUCAUGAGUUGUUCUGUAGAUGUUGGAGUUUCUUUAGGCGGCGCUCCUUCCUGUGUCUGUUUAGCCAUGGAGGCUGUCACUGCUCAGGAGGAUUUCUGUUAACCUCAACUGAUAUUUCUCUGCAUGAAAAUGUAAACGUUGCUCUAGAUAUUUGUUGGCUAUUCUAUUUUUGACUAAGUCUCAAUGUGUUGAAUGCAUAAAUGAAAGUUUGAAGGAGGAAAGAAAACACAUUCAAAGAAAGUCAAGAAACAGGUUGAGUUUGUAAUAAAUUGUGUUUCUAUUUUAAUUUUCAAGAUGUGAGAUGAUGAGUGCCUCAUUUACAUGUCUGUACACAAUAAAAUGUUGGGGUUUUUCUUGUUAAUAAAAGAGCUAAGAGGACAUAAGUGAAAA